Molecule: messenger RNA, 3617 nt
Organism: Populus euphratica (Euphrates poplar)
Lineage: Eukaryota; Viridiplantae; Streptophyta; Magnoliopsida; Malpighiales; Salicaceae
Product: kinesin-4-like
Exons: 22
Coding region: 134-3286 (1050 amino acids)
Biological process (GO): microtubule-based movement
Cellular component (GO): microtubule cytoskeleton
Molecular function (GO): microtubule motor activity; ATP binding; microtubule binding
Source: RefSeq, a predicted model, not a curated record
AUUUAUUUAUUUGAUGAUCGCAUUGUCUUGAAUGUACCAGCAUUGUGUUGUUGUUUUAGUUUUGGAUUGCUCUGGAAAAUUGUGAGGAAUUAUGCAUAUGCCAUGCUUUCAUAAUUGACUUCAAAGGUAAGCAAUGAAUUCAGCUUCGGAUCACCCCAUGGUACAAAAUGGGAGAGCCAAUAGCUCAAAGGUAUCUGUCCGUUCGGGUGUUUUUGAACCAACUGUAAUUCGUAACAAUGACAUUGAAGCCAAUAAGCGAGCCAUAUUGGUGGAAUGGAUGAAUAGUAUUGUUCCUAGUUUAAAUUUGCCAGUAAAAGCUUCAUCCGAGGACUUGAGAGCCUGCUUGAUCGAUGGCACUGUUCUGCUACAGCUUUUAAAUAAGCUUAGACCUGGUUAUGCAUACAAGGCUGGAAGUUCUAGCUCUGAAAAUGUUAAGAAGUUUCUGGCAAGUAUGGAUGAAUUGGGGAUUCUCAAGUUUGAACCGUCAGACCUGGAGAAGGGAUCUAUGAAGAACGUUAUGGAUUGCCUUUCAACACUUCGAGCACAAUUCGCAUAUCUGGGUGUUGUUUCUCCCACUGGUGGGAUUAAAUAUGGCAGCCCUCGUGGGGAUGCAUCUUCCAAUGGCCUUUUUUCUUCAACAUUUGGGGAAGAAAAGCGAAAGUUUUCUCCAGAGUCAAAAAUUCAACAAGCCUUGCGGAGUCCUGUUAUAACAGAGGCAUCAGCUGCAUCCAUGCCCCAUGUUGUACAUAAGUUCCAUGAGAUGUUUCAACUGAAACAAGGCUGCUAUUCAGAUCUUUCUGCUGCAAAAAUCUCUGAAAUGAUGAGAUCAAAUAGUUUGGAUAAUGCACCAACUCAGUCACUUCUGAGUGUUGUGAAUGGAAUAUUGGAUGAAAGCAUCGAAAGAAAGAGUGACGAGAUACCGCAUCGUGUGGCUUGUCUGUUGAGAAAGGUUGUACAAGAGAUUGAACGCCGUAUUUCAACUCAAGCAGAACACUUGAGAACACAAAACAAUCUAUUUAAGGUUCGUGAGGAGAAGUACCAGUCAAGAAUCAGAGUACUUGAAGCCCUGGCUUCUGGGACUGGUGAAGAGAGGGGGGUUGUUAUGGACCAGCUUCAACAAAUUAAGAUUGAGAAGUCCAAAAUGGAGGAAGAGAAGAAAAUUGGAGUGGACCAUGUUGCUAAGUUGACCGAAGAGCAGAAGCAAAGAGAUCUUGAACUUUCAGCCUUGAAACAAGAAUUAGAACUAGUGAAACAGACACAUGAACUAAAUCGAUUGCAAAUGGAAACAGAAGCUAAGGCCACUAAAGGUGGCCUUGAGGGGAGAUUAAAAGAACUUGAAAUGCACUUGGAAGAUUCGAGGAACCAAGUGAGAGUGCUUGAGGCAUAUUCUCAGUCAAAAUCUAAGAUGUUCAACAAGAAAGAACACAUCUUUAAGAGCUUUGUUGAGUUUCAAUUUGGUGCACUGAAGGAACUGAGGUUGUCCUCUAAGUCCAUCAAGCAUGAAAUUAUAGAAGUACAAAAAAGCUACUUGGAGGAAUUCAAUGGCCUAGGAGUAAAGUUAAAAGCAUUAAUUGAUGCAACUGGGGAUUAUCAUAUAGUCCUUGCUGAAAAUAGGAGGAUGUUUAAUGAGCUUCAGGAACUAAAAGGAAACAUCAGAGUUUAUUGCCGGAUAAGGCCAUUUCUUCCUGGGCAUGGUGAAAAACAUUCAACGGUAGAAUAUAUAGGUGAACACGGAGAGUUAACAGUUGUGAAUCCCUCCAAACAAGGGAAAGAUAGACGCCGCAAUUUUAAGUUCAAUAAGGUCUUCGGUCCAGAUUCUACUCAAGCUGAGGUAUAUUCAGACACUCAACCAUUGAUACGUUCUGUCCUGGAUGGAUACAGUGUAUGUAUAUUUGCUUAUGGACAAACUGGUUCGGGAAAAACUUACACAAUGACAGGUCCCAAUGGAGCAUCUGAAGAGGAUUGGGGGGUUAAUUAUCGGGCUCUAAAUGACCUAUUCAGUAUUUCUCAGAAUAGAAGAGACUCCCUUAUAUAUGAGAUUCAGGUUCAGAUGGUUGAAAUAUAUAACGAACAAGUGCGUGAUUUACUAUUGAGUGAUGGUUCUCAGAAAAAACUUGGGAUUAUUUCUACCGUCCAACCCAAUGGUUUGGCGGUACCAGAUGCUAGCAUGCAUCCUGUUACAUCAACUUCAGACGUGUUAGAAUUAAUAGAUGUUGGACUAAAAAACAGAGCUGUUGGAGCCACUGCCAUGAAUGAAAGAAGUAGCCGCUCUCAUAGUGUUGUCAGUAUCCAUGUUCGUGGAAAGGAUUUGCAUUCUGGUGCUGCUUUACAUGGUAAUCUUCAUUUGGUGGAUCUAGCAGGGAGCGAAAGGGUAGAUCGCUCUGAGGCAACUGGAGACAGACUUAGGGAAGCACAACAUAUAAACAAAUCGUUAUCUGCCCUCGGGGAUGUCAUUUUCGCUCUUGCACAAAAGAAUUCUCAUGUACCAUAUAGAAACAGCAAGCUCACUCAACUACUUCAAAGCUCAUUAGGAGGUCAAGCAAAGACGCUUAUGUUUGUACAGCUCAAUCCUGAUGUUAGUUCAUAUUCUGAAACUAUAAGCACUCUGAAGUUUGCAGAGAGGGUCUCUGGAGUUGAGCUAGGUGCAGCUCGAAGCAGCAAAGAGGGCAGAGAUGUUAGGGAAUUAAUGGACCAGGUGGCAUCUCUCAAAGACACAAUUGCAAAAAAGGAUGAUGAGAUUGAGCAGUUGCAAUUAACAAAAGAUCUUAAAAACGAGUAUCCUGGUUCAGCGAGGUAUGGUGAUUCCUCUGCGAGCUAUAAUUCUUCAAGUGUUAUUCCUCACAGAACCCGAAAACCAUCUGACAGGAGAAGUGUAGGAAGUGAGACAGCUUCUUAUCAGGAAAGCAUUUCAGAGUGCAGUGACAAGCAUUCUGAAGCUGGUUCCCAGCAAUCAAAACUUUCUGAUGGGGACACAGGUCAUGAUAUGUCAUUUGCAGAUGCUGAGAUAUUAAGAUUUGAAGAUGGAGACUAUGAGGAUAGAUUAAGUGACAUUUCUGAGAGUGUUCUUUCAGUGGGAACAGAACCUGAUGACACAACAGAUCAAGGCACAAAACUAUCACAGACAUUGCGGAAGAGUAAAGUGGCAUCUACUAUUCGACUCCUACAAAACCAAACGCAAAACGCAUCAAAGGCAGUGACUGUGUCAAGGGACAACCCAAAAGGGUCCGCAAGUAUUAAGAAAACUGUCAAUUCCAACCUAGACAAGCCUCCAAAGCGGUGGCAGUAAAUUAGAAGCCAUUCAUUGAGUUUAUCAAGAUUACUUUUCAUUCAUUGAUUUCUUCAUAUAAGUUAAUUUAUGUCUUUAUUCACUGACUUGCAGUGAUAUGUAGUGUUUAUAAUCAUAGAUAUAUCGAGGCUUCUAUCCCCUCUAUGAGUUCUAAAAACUUUCUCCCAUUUCUGAUUCUUACGAAGGGACAGUUUUGUAUUUACUUCGAACUGAAGCAACAAAACCUUAGAAAUGUAAAUUCUCUCUGAAAUGCAGAUUGUAAAGUCCUUCGAAAAAUUUAUUAUACGUGUCUGUCAUGUUCAUGUUAUUGGGACUGAAUAUUCAUUCCUUA